Molecule: messenger RNA, 930 nt
Organism: Cryptococcus amylolentus CBS 6039
Lineage: Eukaryota; Fungi; Basidiomycota; Tremellomycetes; Tremellales; Cryptococcaceae
Exons: 5
Coding region: 91-789 (232 amino acids)
Cellular component (GO): cytoplasm
Source: RefSeq, a predicted model, not a curated record
GCAAAAUUAUUCAAACUGCAUUGCUAUAGCCCUCUCCAGCUCAUCAACAUCUCCAUACCUACCCCACGGUCCAAAUAACUCUUUCCAAAAAUGCCCCGCUCCCCAUCCCCAACCCUAUCCGACUCGGAACUCCUCGAUUCCAUCGCCGACUCAUUCGACUAUGCUGCCCACCGCGAAGCCCGCAUGGAAGCCCUCGCACAACAGGUCAAAGCCGUCAAGAACUUGAGAGAAACGGGGGAUGGAGAGUAUGGAAGGGUGGUGGAGUAUAAGGAGGAGAAGGGUAUGAUUGAGCGGAUGGCGAAGGAAAAGUACUGUCUGAUCAACUUUUUCCAUCCAGACUUUAAGCGCUGUGAGAUCAUGGACCGCAAACUCACCGAACUCGCCCCAUCACACCCCCACACCCUCUUCCUAAAAGCAUCAGUCGACAACGUCCCGUUUUUGGUCAGCAAGAUGGCUAUCAAGGUGUUGCCUUGCGUUAUGUGUUAUGUCGAUGGACGGGCUGUUGACCGGUUGAUAGGGUUUGAAGAAUUGGGACAGACAGAUAAUUUCUCGACAAAAGCGCUUGAAUUUAGAUUACAACAGUCUGGCGUCUUUCCCCGAAAUACAAGUCUCUCAGCAAACCUCAACCCCCUCCUCGUCGGCAAGGGCCGCCAAGCCAACGGAAAGGGAUCUGAUUCGGAAGACUCCGAGGAUGAGGAUGAACGGAGACGGACGCAGCAGGGGAGAGGUAGGGGUGGGAUCCGGACUGGGAUGGCUAGUAAAGGGGAUAGUGAUGAUGAUGAUUGGUAAAACACCUCUCAACCCUUCGUCUAGGUAUGAUGUUUGAAGAAAAGGGAAGAGGGGUUUAGUUUGCUAAUAAUAGUAGCAGGGCUCUGUACUUUUACAUGUAUACAUCUCCCAUGCCUGCCCAUGCUCAUACUAUGCUAUGCU